AUGCGUCUCGCUCAGUCGACUCGACUCACUUCAACUCUUCUGCUGUGCCGCCUUUGGAGAAGCGCUUCCAUCCUGUCAGGGAAAGAUUUCUCCAGGUCAGCCAACCCGCCAGACGACCGCAGCCAGCUGAUUGAGACACGAAGCCCUUCUCCUACCACCAGGACAGACAGUUGUGUCCCCCAAGAAGCCCUCCUCCUACCACCAGGACAGACAGCUGUGUCCCCCAAGAAGCCCUCCUCCUACCACCAGGACAGACAACUGUGUCCCCCAAGAAGCCCCUCCUCCUACUACCAGGACAGACAACUGUGUCCCCCAAGAAGCCCUUCCUCCUACCACCAGGACAGACAGUUGUGUCCCCCAAGAAGCCCUUCCUCCUACCACCAGGACAGACAGCUGUCCCCCCAAAGAAGCCCUUCCUCCUACCACCGGGACAGACAGCUGUGUCCCCCAAGAAGCCCUCCUCCUACCACCAGGACAGACAGCUGUGUCCCCCAAGAAGCCCUCCUCCUACCACCAGGACAGACAGUUGUGUCCCCCAAGAAGCCCUCCUCCUACCACCAGGACAGACAGUUGUGUCCCCCAAGAAGCCCUCCUCCUACCACCAGGACAGACAGCUGUCCCCCCAAAGAAGCCCCUCCUCCUACCACCGGGACAGACAGCUGUGUCCCCCAAGAAGCCCUCCUCCUACCACCGGGACAGACAGCUGUGUCCCCCAAGAAGCCCUCCUCCUACCACCAGGAUAGACAGCUGUCCCCCCAAAGAAGCCCUCCUCCUACCACCAGGACAGACAGUUGUGUCCCCCAAGAAGCCCUCCUCCUACCACCGGGACAGACAGCUGUGUCCCCCAAGAAGCCCUCCUCCUACCACCAGGACAGACAGCUGUGUCCCCCAAGAAGCCCUCCUCCUACCACCAGGACAGACAGCUGUGUCCCCCAAGAAGCCCUUCCUCCUACUACCAGGACAGUUAGCUGUCCCCCCAAAGAAGCCCUCCUCCUACCACCAGGACAGACAGUUGUGUCCCCCAAGAAGCCCUCCUCCUACCACCGGGACAGACAGUUGUGUCCCCCAAGAAGCCCUUCUCCUACCACCAGGACAGACAGCUGUGUCCCCCUAGAUGCCACUCAGCAAAGUUUGAGCCCCAAUCUGACAUCUAGUUUGGUUUCUGAAUUCUCCAAGCGUUUUGCUACCGCACUGUCUAAGAAUCUUCCCGCUUUGCCUCUCUCUGAACCCAGGACAUCUCCUCUCUGA
Oncorhynchus masou masou (cherry salmon) is the source of this 1248-nucleotide messenger RNA. RefSeq names its product DBF4-type zinc finger-containing protein 2 homolog. The record is from RefSeq and is a predicted model, not a curated record. NCBI's taxonomy places the organism in Eukaryota, Metazoa, Chordata, Actinopteri, Salmoniformes, Salmonidae. Bases 1 to 1248 code for a protein of 415 amino acids. The transcript has a single exon.